AUGUCUGACACCGGAGACAACGCUGGUCAGGCCGCAGGCUCUGCUCCCCAGUUCACCGAACGCGAGAUGCAGAUGCUUGCAUGGGCUAUGCAGUCUCUUAAGUCCGGUCCCCCUGACAUUGACUACGAGAAGCUUGCUGGGUUCGCCGGCAUGUCGAACCCCCGCUCUGCUUCCAAUGCUUGGGCCAAGAUCCGCACGAAGCUGAACGCUGCCGCUCCCACGGACGGCUCAGCACCCGCUGUGACUCCCAAGAAGGGCGGUGCCAAGAAGAAGGGUGCGGCCAAGGAGGAGAAGGGUGGUGAUGCCACCGGCGCCGUCGCUGAGACUCCCAAGAAGACUCCUCGCAAGCGCACCACGAAGAAACAGGAGGUCGACGGCGAGACCUCCCCCAAGAAGAAGGGUCGCACUGCCAAGGCUAAGAAGGGUUCCGACGAUGAGAUGACCGACGUCAAUGUCGAAGCCAAGGCUGAAGGCCCAGAUGACUCCGAUCUUCAGCCCAACGGCGAGAGCAAGGCCGAUGCUGCCGCUGGAGCUGCGGAUGAGGAGGAGGUGUAGAUGCGCUCUUCAUGAGCAGACCGAGGUUGUGCUGCCCUCACCCUUCACUUGCUGCAACUUUCUUACAACAGAAGUCGUUUAGACUCAUCUUCUCACCAACUUAGUAGUCAUCUCUUGACUUUUGACGGACUGCGUUGACCGGGGAUCUGGGGCUCGAAGCGCAUGGUAUUGGCGCAUUUCUAUGGAACUCAGGUCUCUUCUCUAGAGGCGUAACGGAAUUUCCC
This is a messenger RNA of Trematosphaeria pertusa, 779 nucleotides long. RefSeq lists its product as uncharacterized. NCBI's taxonomy places the organism in Eukaryota, Fungi, Ascomycota, Dothideomycetes, Pleosporales, Trematosphaeriaceae. The transcript has 3 exons. The coding region runs from base 1 to 555 and encodes 184 amino acids. The record is from RefSeq and is a predicted model, not a curated record.